This is a messenger RNA of Neltuma alba, 2354 nucleotides long. RefSeq names its product ankyrin-3. The record is from RefSeq and is a predicted model, not a curated record. Bases 93 to 2354 code for a protein of 753 amino acids. Gene Ontology annotation, molecular function: protein binding. The transcript is spliced from 4 exons. Lineage: Eukaryota; Viridiplantae; Streptophyta; Magnoliopsida; Fabales; Fabaceae.
CGUACAAAGCACGCGCGAACCCUCGCCUCAGGUGGUAGUAGUGAAGGCGCGACUCUGCUGAAGCUUCGAGCUCACUAACUGUUCGCCGGACAAUGACGGUAUUUUCCGGCAAGCAGGUGUUUCCGGUUGACUACGAGGCGGAGGUGUCGCAGCGCCUCCUCGAAGCUUGUCACUCCGGGGAUCAGAGCUUGGCUUUAGAGUGCAUUGCCGAUCCAUUCGUGGACGUCAACUUCGUCGGCGCAGUGAGCUUGAAGAUCAGAAAGGCCGAGCUUUUUCUGCACGAGGAAUCGGCUAGCGAAGUUCGCAUCGAGUUCGAAGAGUUCAAGACCGACGUUACGGCUUUGUUUCUUGCUGUUCAUACGGGGAAUGCGAGCCUCGUGAAGAAGCUACUGAGUAUGGGAGCUGAUGUAAACCAGAAACUCUUCAGAGGCUUUGCAACAACUGCAGCAGCAAGGGAGGGCCACGUUGAUAUUCUUGAGAUCUUGCUCAAAGUUGGGGCAUCACAGCCAGCUUGUGAAGAAGCUCUUUUAGAGGCAAGCUGCCACGGGCAAGCCAAGUCUGCUGAAUUGCUCAUGAGCUCUGAUUUAAUCCGACCCCACGUUGCUGUACAUGCUCUUGUGAGGGCAUGCUGCAGGGGGUUUGUAAAUGUGGUAGAUACUCUCAUAAAGCGUGGUGUGGAUGUCAAUGCAGAAGAUCGAGUACUUUUGCAGUCAGUUAAGCCUGCUCUCCACACAAAUGUUGAUUGCACCGCACUUGUUGCUGCUGUGAUUCAUAGGCAGGUCCCAGUCGUCGCUUUGCUACUGCAGAAAGGUGCUAGGAUAGACACCAAAGUGAGGCUAGGAGCAUGGUCAUGGGAUGUCACAACGGGUGAAGAAAUUCGUGUGGGUGCUGGACUGGGAGAAACUUAUGCUGUCACAUGGUGUGCAGUUGAGUAUUUUGAAAAAAAUGGUUCUAUACUGUACAUGCUCCUGCAGAAUGUUUUCCUCAACAACCCUCACUGUGGAAGAACCCUUUUACACCAUGCCAUUCUUUGCGGCAAUGUUGAGGGUGUGAAAAUACUCUUAGAAUGCGGUGCAGAUGUUGAAUCCCCAGUUAAAACAACUCAGAAGACUGAAUUCCGUCCGUUACACAUGGCUUCUCGUCUUGGCUUUUCAACAAUUGUUCAAUGCCUUAUUGCUUUUGGCUGUGAUUUGAACUCUAUUACAGACGCUGGUGACACAGCUUUGAUGAUCUGUGCAAAAUAUAAACAAGAAAACUGUCUCAAAGUACUCACAAUGGCUGGUGCCGAUCUCGGCUUAGUCAACACUUCUGGUCAUUGUGCAAGUUCAAUUGCCGAGUCAAGCCAGUGGUCACUUGGUUUUCAGCAGGCGUUACUGGAUACAAUCAGAAAAGGAAAGAUACCCACAUCCAGCAAUAUCUCUGUGUAUUUAGCCCUUCACUUUGCAGCUGAAGUUGGGGAUACUGACGCAUUGAAAACUGUAAUUGCUUAUGGAGGAUUCGAUCUUGACUAUCAAGAUGAUAACGGAUUCUCUGCUGUUAUGGUUUCUGCAUUGAAGGGUCACGUAGAAGCGUUCCGGUUGCUUGUAUAUGCUGGAGCUGAUGUAAAGCUAUGCAAUAAAUAUGGUGAAACAGCGAUUGCCCUAUCUGAGUUGAACCAUAAUCACGAUUUAUUUGAAAAGGUCAUGCUUGAAUUUGCACUUGAAAAGGGCAAUCGUAAUGCUGGCUUCCAUGCUUUACACUGUGCAGCUCGCCGUGGCGACUUGGAUGCAGUGAAAUUGCUCACUGAUAGGGGUUAUGACGUGAAUGUUCUUGACCAGGAAGGCUACACACCACUCAUGUUAGCAGCAAGAGAAGGCCAUGGUUCCAUUUGUGAGCUCUUAAUUUCACACGGGGCUCGUUGUAAUACUAAGAAUGCUAGAGGUGAAACUGCACUUUCACUUGCAAGAAAAUUCACUGGAGGUAAGAACAACGCGGAGGCUGUCAUACUCAACGAGCUUGCUCGUAAGUUAGUACUAGGUGGCACCUUCGUGCAAAAGUAUACCAAAGGAGGGAAGGGUUCUCCUCAUGGAAAAAAGAUACAAAUGUUGGGAUCCGUGGGAGUGCUCUGUUGGGGUAAGUCAAGCCGGAGAAAUGUGAUAUGCCGUGAGGCAGAGUUGGGACCAAGUUUAUCUUUUCGUAGAAAUAGACACAGAAGAGGUGAUGCUGACGAUCCAGGAAUAUUUAGGGUGGUUACUGUGAAGAACAGGGAAGUGCAUUUUUUGUGUGAUGGGGGUUUUGAAACUGCCGAGCUUUGGGUGAGGGGCAUAAAACUUGUGACAAGAGAGGCUAGGUGUAGUAAGCAGGGAGGGAUAUAG